This is a messenger RNA of Diaporthe amygdali, 1542 nucleotides long. Its product is annotated as mfs phospholipid transporter git1. Gene Ontology annotation, cellular component: plasma membrane. Bases 1 to 1542 code for a protein of 513 amino acids. Lineage: Eukaryota; Fungi; Ascomycota; Sordariomycetes; Diaporthales; Diaporthaceae. The transcript has 8 exons. Gene Ontology annotation, molecular function: carboxylic acid transmembrane transporter activity. Gene Ontology annotation, biological process: transmembrane transport; carboxylic acid transport. The record is from RefSeq and is a predicted model, not a curated record.
AUGCUCAAUUUCCGAAGAAAGAAGUCGGCCGAAUCCGAGGUCGCGGCACAACAAGAGGCCGAGGCCGUCGCUGUCGCCGUCGAUGCGCCCCGCCAGCCGUUCCGGAAGGCGAUCGUGCCCGUCAUUGCUUGCGGCGCCGGGCUGUUCUCUGACGGAUACAUCAACAACGUCAUCGGGUCCGUCACCACCGUCCUUGCCCUGCAGUACGGCGACCUAUACACGGACUCGAAUGCCAAGAAGUAUGUCGGCGACAUCGCCUUUGCCGGCACCGUCGUUGGCCAGCUGGCGUUUGGCUGGCUCGCAGACCACUGGUCGCGAACCAACUCGCUGCUCGUCUCGACAAUCAUCCUGCUGGUAUUUACCGCCCUCGCUGCUGGAUCCUACUACAAAGGCGACGCUGUUGGCAUGUUCAACAUGCUAGCCGCAUGGCGGUUCUUCGUCGGCAUCGGCAUUGGAGGCGAGUACCCCGCAGGUAGCGUCGGCGCAGCCGAGUCCACUGGCGAGAUCAAGUCGGGCUCGCGAAACAUGUGGUUCAUCAUGUUCACCAAUACCAUGAUUGACUGGGGUUUCGUAAUUGGCGCUUUUGUGCCAUACGUAGUCGCCGCCGCUUGCCACAAUGGCCAUUACAGCACCGUCUGGCGAACCAGCUUGGGCAUUGGCGUGGUGUUCCCCAUGUUUCUCUUUGCCCUCCGUCUGUUCGUGAAAGAGCCCGAAGCCUCCACCAAGAACUCGAUGCGUUAUGCCAAAACACCCUACUUGCUGUCACUGAAAAUGUACGGCUGGCGCCUUUUUGUUGUCAGCUUGAUCUGGUUCAUCUAUGAUUUCUCGGCCUACUCCUUUGGAAUAUACUCCACCACCAUCCUGACCACCUUGUACAAGAAUUCGGCCCCACUUACCACCGUCUUUGGCUGGAACACGGUCAUCAACCUGUUCUACAUCCCCGGAACCAUGCUCGGUGCCCCGGCCUCUGACUGGUUGGGCCCGCGGUACGCACUUGCUCUCGGCGUCUUCUUGCAGGCUGUCAUUGGCUUCAUCAUGGCUGGUGACUACUUUAACCUCUCUCAGCCCAACAUGAUCGGCGGCUUCGUUGUUGUCUACGGCGUCUUCCUCGCACUGGGCGAGUUCGGCCCCGGAAACAACAUUGGCCUGCUGGCAGCAAAGACCUGCGCCACCGGCAUACGUGGAAAAUACUACGGUAUCGCCGCGGCUAUUGGUAAAAUCGGUGCAUUUGUUGGCACCUGGGUCUUUCCAUACCUCCAGGCAGCCGGCGGCGACGACGUAGUUGCCUCAGCCCAGUACCCUUUCUGGGUUUCUUCGUCGCUGUGUGUUCUGUCUGCUGCCCUCGCUCUAUUCUGCCUGCCGCACAUCAGCCAGGACACCAUCCAGAUCGAGGAUGCACGCUACCGGGCCUACUUGGAGGCGAACGGCUAUGACACCAGCCAGCUUGGCAUGAAGAAGGGCGAUAUUCUUGAGAGCACUCCUGCCGAUACCUCGGUGGAGGAACCGGCUGAGACUGCGAAGGGCGAGAAGACGGCAGCUUAG